Molecule: messenger RNA, 1299 nt
Organism: Euleptes europaea (tarantolino)
Lineage: Eukaryota; Metazoa; Chordata; Lepidosauria; Squamata; Sphaerodactylidae
Gene: CHRNA5
Product: cholinergic receptor nicotinic alpha 5 subunit
Exons: 5
Coding region: 169-1299 (376 amino acids)
Biological process (GO): signal transduction; nervous system process; regulation of membrane potential
Cellular component (GO): postsynaptic membrane; neuron projection; synapse
Molecular function (GO): acetylcholine-gated monoatomic cation-selective channel activity; transmembrane signaling receptor activity
Source: RefSeq, a predicted model, not a curated record
ACAGCUGAACCUUCCUUUAUUGCUAAAAGCGAAGACCUUUUGUUCAAGCACUUAUUUGAAGACUACGAAAAGUGGGUUCGCCCAGUGGAACGCUUGAACGAUACAAUCAGAGUGAAAUUUGGUCUGGCCAUUUCGCAGCUGGUUGACGUGAAUGAGAAAAACCAGUUGAUGACGACAAAUGUUUGGUUGAAGCAGGAAUGGGUUGAUGUGAAACUGAAGUGGGACCCUAAAGACUAUGCAGGAAUAACAUCUAUUCGUGUCCCUUCAGAUUCGAUAUGGAUUCCGGAUAUAGUUUUGUAUGACAACGCAGAUGGUCGUUUCGAAGGCACCACGACCAAGACCGUGGUGAAGCACGACGGCACUAUCGCUUGGACUCCGCCUGCCAAUUACAAAAGCUCUUGCACCAUCGAUGUGACUUAUUUCCCGUUUGACCUCCAGAACUGCUCCAUGAAAUUUGGCUCCUGGACAUACGACGGCUCCCAAGUGGAUAUCAUUCUUGUGGACGACGAGGUUGACAAGAGGGACUUUUUUGAUAACGGAGAAUGGGAGAUAGUAACAGCAACCGGGGUCAGGAGGAACAGGACAGAUGGAUGUUGCUGGUACCCGUUUAUCACGUAUUCCUUUAUAAUCAGGCGCUUGCCUCUUUUUUACACCCUCUUCCUCAUUGUCCCCUGCAUAGGCUUGUCUUUCUUAACCAUUCUCGUCUUCUACCUUCCGUCUUACGAAGGCGAGAAAAUCUCUCUGUGCACGUCAGUGCUGGUGUCCUUGACGGUCUUUCUGCUCGUCAUUGAAGAGAUCAUACCGUCAUCGUCUAAAGUUAUUCCCCUUAUCGGCGAGUACUUGGUGUUCACGAUGAUCUUUGUGACGUUAUCCAUCGUAAUAACGGUAUUCGCUAUUAACGUUCACCACCGAUCCUCGUCCACACACACCGCGAUGGCGCCCUGGGUCCGCAAGAUAUUUCUUCACCAGCUCCCCAAACUGCUUUGCAUGAGGAGCCAUGCGGACAGGUACUUUGCCCAGAAGGAGGAAGCCGACAAUCCGAAUGGAUCGGGGCCCUCUCGGACGACAUUGGAAGCAGCCUUGAAUUCUAUCCGCUACAUUACAAGGCACAUUGUAAAGGAGAACGCAGUGCGCGAGGUGGUCGAAGACUGGAAAUACAUAGCUCAGGUCCUUGACCGUGUGUUCUUAUGGACCUUUCUUCUGGUUUCCAUUAUUGGAUCUCUAGCACUGUUCAUUCCCGUGAUUCAUAAAUGGGCAAGCAUAAUAGUACCGGUCCAUUUUGGAAGCACAAAUACAUGA